Podarcis raffonei (Aeolian wall lizard) is the source of this 3129-nucleotide messenger RNA. RefSeq names its product vomeronasal type-2 receptor 26-like. Lineage: Eukaryota; Metazoa; Chordata; Lepidosauria; Squamata; Lacertidae. Gene Ontology annotation, cellular component: membrane. The transcript is spliced from 9 exons. The record is from RefSeq and is a predicted model, not a curated record. The coding region runs from base 1 to 3129 and encodes 1042 amino acids. Gene Ontology annotation, biological process: G protein-coupled receptor signaling pathway. Gene Ontology annotation, molecular function: G protein-coupled receptor activity.
AUGGUGGCAUUUGUGGUGUUGCUGCUGGCACUGCUUCCUGAAAUGACAUGCAAGACUCACAUUGUGAAGUGUCAUGUCCAUGAUCCACACCCUCCACUUCACAAGUAUCACCAGUCAGGAGACCUCAUCCUUGGUGGCCUAGCUUCUCAGAUCUUCAUAAUCUCCAAACAAUUAUCCUUCACUGAAGAACCUCCACCAGCAUUGUUUGAAGAACUUAUGUCAAGCAAUUUUGUUGAAUUUUCUUUUGGCCAAAAAUGGGUAUCUGAGCUAAAUCCAUUCACCCCUCUAGGAAAUACCGUAUGUCAAGCAUUUUUGUUGACCUUUCUUUUGGCCAAUACAGGGAUGGUGCUUUCAACUUUAGAAAAGCAAUAUGCAAAAUUUGGCCUUUGGGUCAGUAAACUGAGCAGAGAUGGUUACAUCAUCAUCAUCAUCAUCAUCAUCAUCAUCAUCAUCAUGAUGCUGAUAUUUCUGGUGAUGCUUCUUGUACUGCCACCUCACACGACAUGCAAAGCUCACAUUGUGAAGUGUCAUGUCCAUGAUCCACACCCUCCACUUCACAAGUAUCACGAGUCAGGAGACGUCAUCCUUGGUGGCAUAGCUUCUCACGGCUACAUCAUCUCCAAUGCCUUAACCUUCACUGAAGAACCCCCACAGGGUCCAAAAGAGUUGGUCAAAGGAGCUGUUUAUCCUUAUACAAAAAGUGGAUGUAAGAAUAUCGGCGUGGUGCCUAAGAAUUACCAGCACGUCCUUGCCUUGGCAUUUGCAGUAAAGGAGAUCAAUGGCAACCCUCAGAUCUUAUCCAAUACAACCUUGGGCUUCCACAUCUUUGACAGCUAUUUCAUUGCAAGGGGGACUUAUCAUGCCACAAUGCUCCUUACGUCCAGCCCAGACAGAUUUGUUCCCAACUACAAAUGUGACACUCAGAAUGAUUUGAUAGCUGUCAUUGGGGGACUUGACCCUCUAACCUCUCUUCAUGCAGCAACAGUCUUGGAUAUCUACAAAAUUCCACAGCUCACAUAUGGUCCUGCUCCCAUCAUGCAUGAUAAAACUCCAGGCCUCUCCUUCUACCAAAUGGUCCCCCAAGAAGCCCUUCAGUAUGAGGGGAUUCUCUCCUUACUUCUGCAUUUCGGGUGGACAUGGAUUGGGCUCCUUACGAUGGAACUUGAGAAUGGAGAACAAUUUGUGCAAACAGUGGUUCCAAUGUUUUCCUCCAGUGGUAUCUGUUUUGCCUUCAUAGAAAGAAUCCCCAAAGUAUCUUUCAUCACUGAAGUAAAAGUGUUGUUACAACAGGGUGCAAAAAUACGUGAUAAAGUAAUGGGUAGCAAUGCCAAUGUGAUAGUCGUCUACGGAGAAUCUUACUCAAUGAUAUUUCUUAGAUGGUUUCCAUAUUUAUCAGAAGAAGAAGAGAUAGGAGAGGAUGCAAGAGGUAAAGUGUGGAUAAUGACAGCCCAGAUGGAGCUGACUUCUGCAGUUUAUCAAAGGACUUGGGAUGCACAAAUAAUCCAUGGGGCUCUGUCUUUCACAAUUCACUCUAAUGCUCUACCAGAAUUUCACAAAUUUCUUGAACACAUAAGUCCCUCCACCACAGAUGGAGAUUAUUUCAUCAAGGACUUCUGGCAACAGGCCUUUGCUUGUGUCUUCCCUAGUACAGUCACAGAUGUUAUGGAUCAGGAGAUUUGCACUGGAGAGGAGAACCUGGAAAUGCUUCCUACGUCCUUUUUUGAAAUGAGCAUGACGGGCCAUAGCUACUGUAUAUACAAUGCUGUUUAUGCCAUGGCCCAUGCUGUCCAUGCCAUGUUCUCAGCCAGACUCAAUUCAAGAUUACUGGAAGACAAUAGGAAGCUGGUAUCUCAGUUUUAUCAGCUGUGGCAGUUUCAUCAUUUCCUCAGAGGAGUGUCAUUUAAUAAUAGUGUGGGAGACACAGUUUCCUUCAACCAGAAGGGGGAGUUGGAAGCUGGGCUUGAUGUUAUUAAUUGGAUUGCUUCACAAAACCAAUCCUUUCAUAAAGUUGAAGUUGGGAGAAUAAAUCCCCAGACAUCUUCGGGUGAAAUGUUCACCAUCCAUGAGGAUGCUAUAACUUGGCACAAGUGGUUUAAUCAGGCAAGGCCUAUUUCUCUAUGCAGUGAGCAGUGCAGUCCUGGUUCAAGCAAGAAAUCAAAAGAAGGGGAGCCAUUUUGUUGCUAUGAUUGCAUCCCCUGUCCAGAAGGGAAGUUUUCAGACCAGAAGGAUAUAAGUGAUUGUUCCACAUGUUCAGAACAAACACAUCCAAAUAAAAACCAUGAUUUAUGUAUUCCCAAGGAAAUAAGCUUCUUGUCUUAUGAAGAGCCUGUGGGGAUCAGUUUAGCCCUUUCUGCUCUUUCCGGUUCUUUGGUCACCGUUCUAGUUCUCUUCACAUUUAUGAAGAACCACAACACUCCCAUUGUCAAAGCCAACAACCGGCAGCUCACCUACACGCUCCUCCUCUCCCUCCUGCUCUGCUUCCUUUCUGCGCUGCUAUUCAUUGGACAGCCUCAGAAGGUGACAUGUCUCCUCCGACAAACUGCUUUUGGCAUCGUGUUCUCAGUGGCUGUUUCUUGUGUGCUGGCAAAAACCCUCACUGUGGUUCUGGCUUUCAUGGCCACCAAGCCAGGAUCCAGAAUAAGGAAAUGGGUGGGAAAGAGGCUGGCCGAUUCCAUUGUACUUUCUUGCUCCCUUAUACAAGGAAGUAUUUGCAUUGUGUGGCUGGCAAUCUCUCCUCCGUUGCCAGAGGCUGAUGUACAUUCAGUGGCUGGACAAAUUAUACUUGGAUGUAAUGAGGGGUCUGUGACUAUGUUUUACUGUGUCCUUGGCUAUAUUGGCUUCCUGGCCAUUGCCAGCUUCACUUUGGCCUUCCUUGCCAGGAAGUUACCCGACACAUUCAAUGAAGCCAAAUUUAUCACUUUUAGCAUGUUAGUGUUUUGCAGUGUGUGGUUAUCCUUUGUUCCAACCUACUUGAGCACUAAGGGGAAAUACAUGGUAGCUGUGGAGAUCUUUUCUAUCUUAGCCUCCAGUGCUGGAUUAUUGGCCUGCAUCUUUUCCCCCAAAUGCUACAUUAUUUUGUUGAAGCCUGAAUUGAACAAAAGGGAACAGCUAAUACGAAGAACUAAUUGA